Messenger RNA from Macrosteles quadrilineatus (aster leafhopper), 7800 nucleotides. Its product is annotated as RIMS-binding protein 2-like. The transcript is spliced from 30 exons. NCBI's taxonomy places the organism in Eukaryota, Metazoa, Arthropoda, Insecta, Hemiptera, Cicadellidae. Bases 374 to 4459 code for a protein of 1361 amino acids. Gene Ontology annotation, molecular function: protein binding. The record is from RefSeq and is a predicted model, not a curated record. Gene Ontology annotation, biological process: neuromuscular synaptic transmission.
AGAUCAAGUAUUUUUUUGUUUUAUGAAAAUCGAGAAACUAUCAAUUUUCACCGAUAACCAUUUAUAUUGGCGGAUGUGUCUUGUGCUUUAGUGUGGAUAACUCUGUACCAGGAAAAUGCCUGUAUGACAGUUUAUAACAAACUUUCUGCACAGCACUCCUUGUCAGGUCCAGGAAAGGAGCUCAAAGAAGGAAACACGAUAAGGCUAGUCCACCAGCACCGAACUGGAGGAUCAACUAGUCCGGGUAUUAGAAAAGAACACAGAACUGACUAUCCAAAACAAGGACCUUCAAAAGCAAGUGCAACGGCUUCAAAAUGUGAAGACUGGGGACAACCUCCGGCAAGGAGACAAGCUGGAGGGAAUUUUGAAGCAAAUGCGAGAAGCUUCUGACAAAAGAAAAGAGUUGGAACGUGAGCAUACUGAAGCCUUAACUCAGCUAAGGGAAAAACAAAAUGAAAUCCAACGUAAAUUUGGCAACACAAGUGACAAGACCAAGGCCUAUGAGAGUAUUGAGACCCUUCAGUCCAAGAUCCGAGAGUUGGAAAAGAAAGCGGAAUUGCAGAAUGUCCGUCAUGAGGAGCUCAUGCUGGAGAUGGCAGCCAUCAAAAGGUCCCAGAGCAAAGCAGAGAGAGCUACAACUGCCGCUGUGUGGAAGAAGAGUGGCCUCCAUCAGGAAGUGCAAACCUCACCCGACUCCGUUCCCUCCACCCCAGAGCUAAACUGUGUGGACCGAUCAAUGGCAAUGAGUUCGAGCGGCUUAGAUAAUUACCUUGAACAACAGCAGAUGCAACAACGAACUUCGGCCAUCAAACUGAGGAGUCAAGCUGCGGGAUUUCAACAGUUCGGGGGCAUCCCUUUUCCCUUCCCGACGGGGAAUGUUGUCUCUUUGGUAGAUACAUCCCUCCCCAUAGAUCCCCAGUACCUGGUACCCUGGAGGAUGUUGGUAGGCGAGGGUUGCGGAGGUGUUUCUGCGUCCCCAGUGGCUGUCUCCAGUAGCGGGGGGUCGUCCUCGGGUAGCGGAGGCGCAACUGUGGCGUAUCCCCCACCGCCGACUACUGACAUCGACAGAAUCAUGGCUAAAAUCGAUCAGGACAACCGAAUCCUCGCGGAGCUCGACAAAACACGAUCCACUAUAGGUCUUCCGAGCAGUGUCGUGCCUGAUACUCUAAACAGGCAUGCACUGCAAGGCACCUUGCCUACAGAACCCAGCAACUACGUGGUACCCACUAUGGGGUUACCCAUACUGCCUUCACUGCCUCCACAGCUUCCUCUAAUACCUCAAUCGAUGCAGCCUUUCCAAUUCCUAGCAUCAGGAUCCCAGCAGCUUCUGCCACACACACAGCAGGUUCUAGUGCCACACACAGGACGACUGAUGCCUCAGAUUCCUACCAUUGUCACCUCUCAGUAUGAGCUAGAGAGCAGAAACAACUUUUUAAAUGGUAACCUACCAUCAGGAGUGUUCAACACUUUAGCGGACCAACAGCAAUCACAGGAUAAAGUGGAUAUGCUGGAUAUACCAGGGAAGGGCCGGUGCUAUGUAUAUAUUGCUAGAUACUCUUACGACCCCUUCUCACAAUCGCCCAAUGAGUGCCCGGAAGCUGAGUUGGCAGUUAAUGCUGGAGACUACCUCCUAGUAUGGGGAAACAUGGAUGAGGAUGGAUUCUACGACGGAGAACUGCUGGAUGGUCGCCGUGGGCUUGUGCCUUCCAAUUUCAUACAAAAGCUGGUUGGAGAUGAUUUGCUAGAGUUCCACCAAUCAGUGAUUCAAGGCCUGAGAGAUUGUGACGACAGUGCCUCAACCAACAUUCCUCAAGAUCUGGACUAUCAUCAACUUAACACAGGGAGUGCCAAGAGGAAAAACAAGCGAAUACCUCCAGGCAAUCAAGAAUACAGCAAGAGAGUGGUUCCUGAUAUGGAUCUAGCUGAUGCUUUGGAUGAUGAAGAAGAAGACACUCAUUCAGGUGAAGGCCCAGACGUGUUCUUCUCGCUACUAGUACCCGCCCCGAAGCAACUGACGUUGGAGCGGCAACUCAACAAGAGCGUGUUGAUCGGAUGGAAUCCUCCAGACACUUCGACGUCACCCCCCAUCGACUGUUACCACGUCUACGUUGACGGAGUGCUCAAGGUCACAGUCAAAGCUACUGAGAGAACCAGAGCUCUGGUGGAGGGGGUCGACUCUAACAGACCCCAUAGGAUAAGUGUGAGGUCAGUGACGGCUAAUCGCAGGACGUCCAGAGAUGCUGCCUGUACCAUGGUGAUAGGCAAGGAUGUUCCCUUGGGCCCGUCACAAGUCAAGGCUAGUCGUGUGACUGCUACGUCAGCUGUCAUAUCAUGGCUACCGAGUAACAGUAACUACCAGCACACUGUCUGUGUUAACAACGUAGAGUUACGCACUGUUAAGCCAGGGGUCUACCGUCACACUAUCACAGGAUUGGCUCCCAACACGGUGUACAGAGUGACCGUCAGAGCCAAGAACAUUCGAGCGCCUCACUUUGACGAAAAAACAAACAUCUCCAUUGAAAGAUACUCCUGUCAUAUAGAUUUCCGCACACUUCCUAAAGGUUUGCCAGAGCCCCCAGUAGACAUCCAAGUAGAGCCUGGACCUCAAGAUGGCACUCUGUUGGUGACUUGGCAGCCGGCUACCCCCACCACCUCUGCCUGUAAUACUCUGGUCACAGGAUAUGCGGUGUACGCUGAUGGCAAGAAGGUCACCGAUGUGGACAGCCCCACAGGAGAUCAUGCCCUAAUUGAUAUCAACAAGUUAUUGAGUCUGAAUCCAAAACAAGUAACGGUUCGCACAAAGUCAAGAGAUAAUCAAUCAUCAGAUAGUCUGCCAACUCCGAUUCCUCCGAACAUGCUCAAGGGAAAGCAGCAUUCCAACAAGGUGGAGGAGCAAAUAGAGUUAUCAUUGGGGAAAAUUUCUUCUUGGUUUGCUGAUAACCCUUUAGUAUCGAAUGUGAAAAAGACAAACAUUAUGAAAUUUCAGCAGAGACCUCCUAAUAGCAAAGACAAUUUGACAGAGGAAGAGCGACGCAGAUAUGGAUCAUCGGUUCCACCCCACAUGCGUCAUCAUCAACAUCAUCGUGGAGGUCAAGUCAUCAUAGAGACGGAAGAAAACCUGAGUGACAAAGAAGUCUACCCAUCUAACCACAUGAGUAUUCCGGCCAUAGCAGAAAUCACCAAGGACACAGGAAGUGAGGGGAACUACAGCGAGGAGGACUAUAUGGACAGACGAGGUGGGGGUGCAGGUCGGCCCCAUCACCAACAGCAACACUAUGAUAGGGGACCUCGCGGGCAAUACGGGGCUCGUCAACAAGCUCCUACACACCCCCGCAACCCACAGCGACGAGAUGAUAGAGAUCCCUAUUACACAGACAGGAGACAUCAAGAGAGAGGAGGGUACAGGGGGACUGGUGGUGGAGGGUCUGGGGGGACCAGAGGGGGUCCAUCACAGCACACACAGCAGCCCCCCAGAGAUAAGAGGGUACGAUGGUUCAUGGCACUAUUUGAUUACGACCCAACGACCAUGUCACCAAACCCUGACGCAUGUGACGAAGAAUUACCCUUCUCCGAAGGAGACUCAAUAAAGGUUAUUGGAGAGAAGGAUGCAGACGGCUUCUACUGGGGCGAGUGUAAGGGGAGAAGAGGAUAUGUGCCCCACAAUAUGGUUGUUGAAGUCCAGCAAGGGUUUGAGGGUGGCAACGUGGCCAGAGAGGGGGGGAGCAGAUCCAGAGAUCGCUGGGGCGAUAUCUACGCCAACAUGCCAGUUAAGAAGAUGAUUGCCCUCUACGACUACGAUCCUCAGGAGCUCUCGCCCAAUGUGGAUGCCGAGGUGGAGUUGUCUUUCCAAACCGGGAACAUCAUCUACGUCUACGGGGAAAUGGAUGAUGAUGGUUUCUAUAUGGGAGAGUUGGACGGAGUGCGAGGGCUGGUCCCUUCUAACUUCCUGACAGAGGCGCCACCAGACUUUACCAAUGGAGCAGGGCCAGGCCGAGGUCCAGCCGGUGGCUCCAGAGGAGGGGGCAGCAGGCCUGCACCCUCCGACAGGGGUCACGGCCCUGGAGCUAGGGGCCCUCCACCUCCGCCAAGAGAAGGCUUACCUCCUAGAAUAGAUCCACGGGAUCGAAGGAAAGAUGCCUGCCCCGUACCCACACAAGUAGAAGGCCGGCAGGAUGGUAGAAUGCAGCAGCAACAACAACAACAGCAGCAGCAGCAGGAAACUACGAGAAUGGCCUCACAGUCCAAGUACAAGGCCCCACCUGCACCUACCUUACCCGCACCUGACAAGCCCCCACCUGUAGCACCUCCGCCCGCCCAGGAACCUCAGCCCGGGAUGCCUAACCUCAUGCAGAAGCUCACUGAGAUGACAGGAAAUGUCACGGGUGGUGAUAAUUCUGUUGACCACAUUCUCUCUAAAGGCAAGGAACUAAUUUUCAUGAAAUUCGGGUUGGGAAAAUGAAUUCUGUCGCUACAUCGUCUAAAUGCCUUUCUAUUUUUUAUCUAUGGCUUUCGGAUCUUCCAUAAAAUGCAUUUUUUGUGUGGCAAUAAUUUAUCUAAACCUCUUUCCUGAUACAAAGUGGAUUAAUUAGACCAACUUAGUAUUUAUACAUGUAAGAGUGUAGCUUUGUGGGUGUAUAAUGAGGCGAAUGCUACUCUAUUAUGUUACAACGCUACUGCUACCAACUUCAACUCUUUGCUGUUGUUACGAUACAAUGUGCUUUGAUCUUUAUAUUUUAGCAAAACUGUUAAAGUUUAUCGCUAUGAAACAAUCCAUCACAUAACAUUACUUUCCGAGGCUGGUUACCUCCAUUCUAGCUUUAAAUAGUUAAUCAAUAGUCAGUUUUUACUAUUGGUUUCAAUUUAAUUUUGCCAUGUUCAAGCUUUAGUAAAAGAUAAUUUUCUGUCAAUCUCCCAAUUAAAAUUGUCUAAUAUUCGAGGUGUAAGUUGUUGUUAUUGAAUAGCAUUAAUUUGUCAACGCUUAUGGUUGUUUUGGGAUUGCUUACCAACAUGCAGAGUAGCUAUGCUUUACUGUUGAAAUUUGACCCUAGUAUACCAAACACAUAUUGCAGUAUAAUAACAACCUUUCUCUGUUAUAAACCAAAUAUGUCUCGUAUAUUGUUAUACGAUGGCGGUUUUUUAAGUAAGAACCGGUUUCGCAUAUGAAUCCGUACUUCAGUUAUACACCGCAACGAGGCUUCACCAUUUGAUGGCAUCAUUUGUGAAUAAAAUGAUACAAAUUUCAGCUCUGUAGCUGUCAUGUACGCUUUGCUGUGUGUUUUUUAAAGUUUCUUAGCAAUCUAAUCUCCCUCCGCGUCUGAAGUAAGAUCAGUUAUACACUUUUUCAUUACAAGAAACAUAUCCAAUGCCAACAUUUAUCACCAGGUGGUUAGAGAUUAUGACCCUGAUGCAAGGAUAGUGUAGAAAGAGCUGAAAUAAGCUAGGAGUUUAAAAAUGGCCGUGAAAAUGCUCUUUUUGUAAGGAAUUGUGUUUUAGUGGGUACCCAAUAUGGAUGUUUCUUGUAAUCAAAUAAGUAUUACUAACCUUACCUCGGACGCGGCGGAAGAUUUGAUUGUUUAACACGUUCACUGCGGGCGUAUCGGAUACAGGCCGAGCGCUGUUCAGACGCUGCUGUAACCGAUCGGAUACGCUCGGCAAUGCCUUUCGUAUAUCAUCGUUUUUGCUCUAGCGUCGGUCGAAGGCAGACCAAUUCCACGUUAGCGUGUAGUGGGUGACUUGCUUUUUGUUGUGUUGUAGGUUGGUAGUAAAAUUUCCCCAUAAAAUCCCUGUCUGGCAAACUUAAAAAUCAACUUGUUGUCCCGUCUUUCUCCCUCCAAUUGGCAAUACGAUGAGACCGGCUACGUUCCAAGCAGUGCUGCUAUAUGUGAGUGUUUAGCGAACUACGUCGAUUCUGGUUAUAAAACAGGACAUCACCGCACGUUAUUUGCUAUUCGUCAUACCAUAAUAUGAGAGCCAAACACCCGGCAAUCGGGUUUGUUCGACGCUGCGGGCUGCGCCGCGCUGAGGCUACGCCUGUCAUUUGAUGGCCCGCAGUGAACGUGUUAAGCAAUUUUAAAAACUUAAAGCAAAGCGUACCUGACAGCUUCUGUAGUUCUGUUCACAAAUGAUGCCAGUAAAUGGUGAUGUGCCUCGUUGCGGUGUACAACCGAAGUACGGAUUCAUUUGCGAAACUGGUUCUUACUUAAAAAACCGCCCUCGCUAAUAGAUGGUUGAGUCUGUGUAAAUAGUGUGGUUUUCUAUAUAAACACAAAAUGCAUUUAAAUAAAUAGAAACAGUAUUACAAGGGAACAGCCUUGGCUAAAAAGUUUUUAAAAAUUAUUUUGAGUGUCAUCAAUGUAACAUAACAUUUAAAAUUAGAAAAAAACUGUUAAAGUGUUCCAUGUUUGAAUAAUUUCUUUGAAUGCUGAAUUUAAAUUGUACAACAAUUAAAAUUUUUCAACUUUUAUUGAGGUGUCAACAUAAUUGAACCACCAAAUAGUCAAAAGUUUCCAAUUAUUAAUCUUUCAUAAAACAUUAUGCUUCUCUCAGAGAUCUAAAAGUGUAUCUUUACCAUAUACAACUUUUUCCUACUGAUUGGAAUUGCGUUAACAUAUAAUACUUUGAUAAAAUUGACUAAAUUGUUCUCAUUUUAUGUUUUAUUUAUAAAUUCAUAAUAACAAAAUUCAAUAACAACCUCUUUUAUAUUUUGUAUAUUUUUCUCCUGUCCCUUGUGUAUGCUAUUCAGUAGCUACUUGUAGUGUUUUACUUCUUUUAUAUUACCCCCAUAGAUCAAAUAUUGUUCAAAUAUAUUACAUAAAUAUAAAUAAUAUUCUAGCUUAGAGAAACAGCUAUUUUUUAACCUCGGUGUGUACCUAACUAGGCUAUCUGCGAACUGAGAUUUUACUGUAGUCAGCAUUGUUUUAUUAUAUUUGCUAUCAUUAUUUUUUUAAGAAAUUUAUUUACUCAGACAUUUUAAUCUAAGAAAAUAAUAAGUUACCGACUCAUUUCACAUCUCAUAUCCUAAUAUCAACCAUGAAUUCUCCAAAAAAUAUACAGAAACAGACACAUUUUAAAUUAAUUAAUUUUGUACAAAAAUUGAUGGAUAGAAGAAUGAAUACGGUUGUUUAAAUGAUACGAUAGGUAACUUUUUAAUAUCCAAUUCUGUAUCCGUCUAAAAAAAUUCAAAUUCAACCUCUGUCAGAAUUUUGCUUCUUGAGAAUUCUAUCCUACUUCAUCAAUGACAAUAAAAGAUUUAUGUAGAACAAGGAGCAAAAUCAUGUCAAAGUUGUUGUGAUGGUUGGUUCUGGGCACUGUUUAGUCUCGGUUUACGGGUAGAAUGUAUCAAGUUAUAAACUUUAUAAUUAAAUUAUUGUUGUUGUUUUGAAAUAUAUACUUAUGUUCAAUUUUCAUAGAGACUCUGUUGGCGUUUUCAUUGUUGAUGAUGACAAUUUAUAGUUUUAAUGAAAAUAGCGCUGUAAUUCCACUUCUUGUAGUUUUGCUACUCCACAUCUACUGGUAUAUACAUAUAUUAUUUACUUAUUUUUAGUCAUUCCUUAUAGGUUAGGUUUUAUUUCUUAAUUGUCUUUUUUUACAAUCCCCUUGUUGUAAAAAGCUUUAAUUUCAUAGUUUAGGUUUGGUGUAGUUGUACCUAACAUACAUGAAGGGAAAUGAUACUUUUGAAUCAGACUGUAAUAUUUCUAUUUCCCUCUACAGUACUUUGAAUUUAAAAAUAGUUUUAAGCUUUUAAAUUUUAAUUUUAAUGAAUUUAAUUUAAUUUAAUUUAAUUUAUGUUUUAGACCUCAG